UUUUUGUUUAGGUAUUUGCUGAACCACCUGAAUCAUUAUUAAUCACUUUGGAUAAAAAAGCUACUGAAAGUGUGAAAUAUAAAGGCAAAAAAGAAAAACGUGUACAACGUGCGACAUUUCGUGAAAUAUAUAAUUCAUUUACAGUACAUAAAUAUAUAAUUGAUCUAGAAAUUGAAAAUAAAUUCUUAAUUUUAUUUAGGAAGGAACAUCACCAGAAUUAAAGAUUAAAUUUGCUAAAGAAGUUUUGGAAAUAACAUCAUGGACAGGAAGACUUUAUUAUAAUGGUUUUAGUAGUUUAUUAGGUACUGGCAUGAAUGUGCAUUUAAAAGAGAAUGGAUUUCUUCGUUCGGUUUUUAAUUUGGAUGAUUUAGAAGCUGAAGAUGGUCAAAAAGCAAAAGGCAAUCGAUUUGAACGACAACAAGCAAAUAAAGCAGCAUUCAAAUCACGUACACAAGCAUUGAAAAAAAUUCGUGCUAAUAAAGCUACACGUACUCAACAAGAAGAAUAA
Molecule: messenger RNA, 508 nt
Organism: Adineta steineri
Lineage: Eukaryota; Metazoa; Rotifera; Eurotatoria; Adinetida; Adinetidae
Source: the annotation of a GenBank genome assembly